Molecule: messenger RNA, 1452 nt
Organism: Argiope bruennichi
Lineage: Eukaryota; Metazoa; Arthropoda; Arachnida; Araneae; Araneidae
Product: adipokinetic hormone/corazonin-related peptide receptor variant I-like
Exons: 4
Coding region: 1-1452 (483 amino acids)
Biological process (GO): G protein-coupled receptor signaling pathway
Cellular component (GO): membrane
Molecular function (GO): vasopressin receptor activity; peptide binding
Source: RefSeq, a predicted model, not a curated record
AUGUCGGGCUUCAAAGAGAUUAACAUUACAUCCUCCACUUCACAGUACGAGUCCGUCGUGAACGCGACAAACAACAGUCGAACCAUAGAAGAUCUUCUAGAAUUCACAGAAGAAUCAAGAGUAGAAGCCAUCAUCUAUACCUUUUUGUUUCUAUUUGCCACCUGUGGAAACGUUCCGGUGUUUAUCAGCCUCAUUCGGGGGCGGCGCAGGAGAUCCCGAAUCGAAGAGAUGAUCAUGCAUUUGACAAUCGCGGAUUUGAUAGUAACCUGUGUGAUGAUACCUCUGGAGAUAUGCUGGAGAAUCACGGUAGAGUGGGUUGCUGGAGACUUUUUGUGUAGAAUCAUGAUGUUCUUCAGGGCUUUCGGCCCUUACUUAUCGUCCAAGGUUCUCGUCUGCAUCAGCAUCGAUCGGUUCACGGCAAUCGUGUAUCCACUGAAAGUGAAUGUGGCCCAGGAAAGAGUAAGAUUCAUGUUGCGCUGCGCAUGGGCAAGCAGCUUCCUCUGCAGCAUACCACAAGCUUUCAUCUUCCACGUCGAAAGCCAUCCAGUCCAAACAGACUUCGAGCAGUGCGUGAGUUUUCAUUCCUUUAAAAAUGAGUUCGAGAAGAUCUCUUACAAUCUCUUUUGCCUGUUCGUGUUCUACUGCGGGCCACUGUCGGUCAUCGUGUACUGCUACUGCAGGGUGCUGUGGGUGAUAUGGAAGAGGUCCAAGCUUGCUAAAGAUUCAAUCGAAGACAAUCGAUCGGAAACUUCAAGCCACUGCAUCUUUCGUCUGUCGGACACCCGACAUCUGGAGAAGACUCGAUCUCGGACCCUUAAGAUGACAUUCUUAAUAGUCAUCUCUUUCUUCUUCUGCUGGACACCGUACGUGAUAAUUGACCUGUGGUAUCUCUUCGAUUCCGAGUCAGCAGAAAAACUGGACACAAGAAUUCAGUCCUCCAUGUUCAUGUUUGCUGUCUUCAAUUCUUGCAUCAAUCCUCUUGUGUAUGGUAGUUACAUCUUCAAUUUCAAAGACUCGCUGAAGAACUUGUUUCGCUGCCGAAGACUCCAGUUGAGAUCUGGACAGUCCAACUCACAAAUUCCGAGACGAGUCACUUCUGAAGAUAGAUUGGGUAGAGGAACUGAUGAAUAUCGGUCAUCGCAGCCCGGGGAGGUGAUUUUAGAGUUGAGAGAAGCUACCCCAGUCAGACGGCCGCUGAGUCGCAGGAAUCUCAUGAAUGUCCAUCGUACAGAAGAAAAUUUGGUUCUAAACUCAUGUGAUAAUUCUCAAUUUCUCAAGCCUCGUCGUCUUCCUGGUUGCUCUAGUACUGUUACUCCACACGUGGGUACUAUCUCGUGUCGACUUCUCCAAUCACAUUCUGAAGGCACACUGCGAAUGAUGGACCUCACGAGCAACACGGCGUGUGGACCACCUGUUGUUUUUGUGCCGGUGAUGAGACUCCUCUCAAACUAG